Messenger RNA from Brassica napus (rape), 613 nucleotides. RefSeq names its product molybdopterin synthase sulfur carrier subunit. Lineage: Eukaryota; Viridiplantae; Streptophyta; Magnoliopsida; Brassicales; Brassicaceae. Gene Ontology annotation, cellular component: cytosol. The record is from RefSeq and is a predicted model, not a curated record. Gene Ontology annotation, biological process: Mo-molybdopterin cofactor biosynthetic process. The coding region runs from base 151 to 525 and encodes 124 amino acids. The transcript is spliced from 3 exons.
AACCAAAGAAACUUGUCGACGCUGACCAAACAACAUCACCUCACCUCGUGGUUUGUUUCUCACCGCCGGAUUGCGAUUCCGCUGAAAUCGACACGCUGCCUCCGUCGAUCGAAUCUCACGGUUUCGCUUGAUCAACCCCCGGCAACUCCGAUGCGUGGAAAUCGAACUGGAGCGUGGAUCAAAGUGCUUUGGUCGGGAUCUUCCCUUUUGGCCAUGGACGUUACAGGACAAGCAGCUAAGAAAGAGGUUUCAAAGAUUGUAAACGAUGAAGUUUCAUCAAUCGAGAUCAAAGUAUUGUUAUUCGCCAGAGCGCGUGAGCUCACGGGUGUGCCUGAUCUAAAACUGAAGAUGCCAUCGGGUAGUACAACAAAGAAAUGUAUGGACGAGUUGGUCAUCAAGUAUCCAAAGUUGGAAGAGGUACGCAGCUGCGUGGUUCUUGCUUUGAACGAGGAAUAUACAACUGAUUCGGCCAUUGUUAAACACCGAGAUGAGUUAGCCAUCAUACCUCCAAUAAGUGGUGGCUAAUGCCUUUUUUACUUGUAACUAAAUCCUCUUAACUUUGGGUUUUUGUAUUUUCAUUGGCAAUAAAAUCAUAAAUGUAACAGUUAAAAGA